This is a messenger RNA of Salvia splendens (bonfire salvia), 738 nucleotides long. Its product is annotated as copper transporter 6. The transcript has a single exon. Gene Ontology annotation, molecular function: copper ion transmembrane transporter activity. Lineage: Eukaryota; Viridiplantae; Streptophyta; Magnoliopsida; Lamiales; Lamiaceae. The record is from RefSeq and is a predicted model, not a curated record. Gene Ontology annotation, biological process: copper ion transmembrane transport. Gene Ontology annotation, cellular component: plasma membrane. The coding region runs from base 174 to 614 and encodes 146 amino acids.
AACACAUACACGCUUUGGCCUUGGCCAAUCCGAAGGGUCCUUGAUUUUAACUCCUCAAAAAAAUCUCUUUAAAUAGAAUCUUUAAAAAUUCCAAAAAUAUUAGUACUAUCAUCUUCAUUUUCCUACAUAUACUAUUAUUCUAAACGCCAUAUUUUCCAAAGUAUCAAAACGAAAUGGCAAAUGAUAGUGGAAACAUGUCCAUGCCGAUGCCGCCGUCAGCGUACAACAACCAAAGCAUUCUGUACAUGCCCAUGAUGCAGAUGAGCUUCUUCUGGGGCAAAGACGUGGUGGUCCUUUUCUCCGGCUGGCCGGGCUCCGGCCGCCUCGGAAUGUACAUACUAGCGCUGGCCGUGGUGUUCCUGUUCGCAGUCGCCGCCGAGGUUUUCUCCGUGCCCCCCAAUUUUAAGCCACGGGGUGUCCGCCCGGCCGCCGCUGCGGCCGUAUACGCCGCCUUGUACGGCGUUCGGAUGACUCUAGCUUACUUUGUUAUGCUCGCUGUCAUGUCAUUCAACGUCGGAGUGUUACUGGUGGCGGUGGCCGGCCACGUUGCCGGAAGCUUUGCUGUUAAAUACCGGGCGCUAGCAGCGGUUGCGCGUGCGGUGGACGGCCCCUGAUUUAUUUGUGGAAAAUGGCCAGGUUUCGGUUUGUAUCAUCUUCAUUUACGUUUGAUUUAUUUUAAAGAAAAAUGAGAGGGGAUAGUAUUAAUUAAUCAUAUGGUUCGUUUGAUCUGCGUGUGAA